Messenger RNA from Periconia digitata, 1357 nucleotides. The record is from the annotation of a GenBank genome assembly. NCBI's taxonomy places the organism in Eukaryota, Fungi, Ascomycota, Dothideomycetes, Pleosporales, Periconiaceae.
CCCCUGUCUAGCGCGCCCGUCUCGUCCAUCUCCACUCCCUCGCUCCCUCCCUCCAUCAAUCCAUCCCGUCGCCGUCUCCUAAACCUAAACACCUUGCCCGACCUCGACGCUCGUCACUUUCACCUUCCUCCCGCCCUUCGUUCUCCCCCGCGCCCGUUUCCCAUCCAUCCCUCUUCACCACCAGUCACUCGUUUGUGGAGCUUGCCCCAACGUCUUCACACGCUUACACGCCCAUUCAUCCCCUGUUACGUGCCGUGUCAACAAGACGGACGCCUGCUUGUAGCCCCCGACUUUUUUCCACGCCGCCACCACCACACCACCACCCGGUUUUGCACCACCUGCUACACGCCUGCAUCCCGCCAACCUUACCCUCGUUUCAUCCGAACUUUGUUGCCUCACCCGUCUCCAUACCUAGUUAUUUAUCUACAGUUUAAUCACACCACUCCCCAUCAUGAGGCCGGCACAGCUCCUCGCCGCCGUCAUGGCCAUGUCAUCCGUGUCAGCGGCAUUGCCCGACGUCUUCUCUGAUUUCAAGUCCCCCAGCCAAGUCAGAGAUAUACUGGUUGGACGUCAAGAUAAUCAACCCGAUUCCUCCGCAACAACCACCGAACCACCCAAAAGCUCAGAUGCUCCCAAACCAUCCGACAGCCCAAGCCAAACCAACUCCGAGUCAUCAAAAGAGACUGGCAGCGGCGAUAGCAAGCCUAGCGGUGACAGCAAGUCUAGCGGUGACAACAAGUCCAGCGGCGACAGCAAACCUACCGACAAGAACAACAGCAAAAGCGGUUCAAAGACCUCAGGCAAGCCUACGCCCACCAACUUUGGCCCUGAUGUGCAACCCGGAGGUGUCAACAUGAUCACCCCCUCUGCCCUUGCUGGUACACAGCUCUACAAGAUUGACGACUAUGUCACUUUUGUUUUCAACUACACAUCUCUGUCAAGCACUCCCAAGAACGUCGAUGUCAUGGCCACUUGCACUGCCAACCAAGCCACUUACACCAUCGCUGUCAACCAAACAACAGAGCCUACCCACACCAUCGUCUGGGAUACCAAGAACUAUGCUGCCGAUCACCCCAACAGCCAGCCUCUUUUGACCGAAAACUUCCAGCUCAUGAUCUACGAUUCCAACAAGAGUGUUACCGAUGUUCCUCAGCCUGGUCUCCUGUCUCCGUUCAAGGGCUUGAACUUCGCCAUGUACGAGAAGCAGCCCUACGUGAACUGGACCGACUACAAGUGCGCAAACUGCAACGGAGCCAUGGGUGCAAUGGAGGCUCUCACCGUCAAGGCAAUGCUCAUCACUUCGACAACCACCGUCGCUUCGUUCCUCUACUUCGCCGCCGCUUUUGGCUUGUGGUAG